Molecule: messenger RNA, 2461 nt
Organism: Patiria miniata (bat star)
Lineage: Eukaryota; Metazoa; Echinodermata; Asteroidea; Valvatida; Asterinidae
Exons: 2
Coding region: 74-1876 (600 amino acids)
Biological process (GO): N-acylphosphatidylethanolamine metabolic process
Cellular component (GO): cytoplasm
Molecular function (GO): glycerophospholipid phospholipase A1 activity; A2-type glycerophospholipase activity
Source: RefSeq, a predicted model, not a curated record
GUACAUCACAGGCCUACGUUGAGCUGUCGAACUAGACCAAGGUCUCGGCAGUACACCUCUGGACAAUUUAGUCAUGGCGAAGAGAACGGGUUCGAGGCUGAAGAGCGAUAAUGAGUUCAUGAAUGUUCAGCAGUUGUACGCGUUCAAUCCAUCAUUCAAAGACAGCAAAAACUUUAUGAGCUGUCGACUCGAAAAGGGUCAGUUGUCUAGCGGAGUGCAGAGAGUCAAAGACAAUAAGGAUCGUCAUUACGAUGACAAUCUCGACCGUAACUCGGGCAACGAACUUGUGGCGAAGGGUCCGGGAUCCAGGCUUGCAAGUGAUGCCGAUUUCUGGGAAACGAAACCAGAACGAUUGCCAACCAGCAACAAUAACUUUGGGGGACUCAGCGUUUGGUGUGAUAAGAACAGUAUCUCCAGAUUAACAGAUAAAGUGCGUGUGGGAGACAGGCUUGAGUUCAUCAAUAGCAAUCUGCCGCGUGCGCACUGGGGCAUCUACGUCGACGAACUGAAGUUCUUGCCGUGGAGUGUAGUCCACUUCAUUCCUGGCACCAAAGAAGGGAGAGCAUACUCAGCUUUGACGACUUACUUGCACAUCAGUCUCCCAUCGAGUAAUGGUGCACUCGUUGUUAACUCCAUCUAUAAAUUUGUCAGUUUGCCAGGCGAUGAAGUAAGGAUUAACAACUCGACGGAUAAACAUUGGCCACCAGUCAGCACGGGACAUAUUCGCAAGGAAAUCUCGUAUCAGCUGAAAGACAUACACAAGUGGUCUGUACUCCAGCAAGUGUACGUGCACUUGUGCAGAGUUUCGUUCAAAGAGAGUGAGGACUUUGUGGACUACUGUCGAUACGACAGAGAUCACCAGCAUUACAUGUGCCUUCUCAACGGCGAGAAAGUCACCGAAUGGUAUAGUAAGAGUAGUAUCGAUUACUUUAUUAGUGAGGUUCGCGUAGGAGACAGGCUGGAGUUCGCCGGACGUCAAUCUCCGUACGAUCGCUGGGGCAUCUACAUCGGCCAGUGGGGGGUCAACUUUGAGCAGGUAGCUCUCGUCACCCCGAGCGACGAAAACGACGAAACCAGCUCAGGAGCGACUCUUUCGAGUAUUGGGUCUUCAGCGAAACCUAAACAAGAACUUCGUGUCAAAUCCAUAGGGACAGUUCUCGGAAACGAUCAAGUCAGAAUCAACAACGAAAGAGACCAUACCUUGCCACCUUUAGUCAGGACAGACAUCUUGGAUGAAAUCAACCGUCUGUUGCCGGGCAAGACGCACAGGUACGCAUGCAAGGUUUCGUUUAAUAAUGCUAAGGACUUUGUCAACUACUGUCGAUACGAAGACUGGCGCAUUAACUUCGGGCUAGUCAGCGACUGGUGCGAAUCAGGACAGUCAUUGCCGCAGUUGCAUGUGGGUGACAGGCUAGAGUUCAAUCGCACUGCCCUGCCGUACACGCACUGGGGCAUCUACGUCGGCGACUGGGGGGAUGACCACCACCAAGUGGUCCACUUAGCCCCGGCUGACGGAAACGGGAAAAUCUUCUCCAAGAAGAAGAGUUCUGGUUCAGGUCCCUCAUCGAAAAACCGACCUGAAGUGUGCGUAAACAACAUCUGGGCUGUCACCGGAAGCGAUAAGGUCAGAAUCAACAACAUCAGAGAUGAGACCUGGCCACCGUUAGUCAGGACAGCCAUAUUGGAUGAAAUCGUGCAUCAUUUGAAAAGUCAAUCAGAUGGCCACAAGCCGAUGUACAACUUAUUUCGCAACAACUGCGAACACUUUGUGAACCACUGUCGGUAUGGGAAACACCACAGUGACCAGGUGAGCCUCUUUUCCAUAGUCCGUGAUCUCUGGAAGACUCAGGCCAGUAAAGACAGUACGAGCAACUGAGAUGGGAUGCAUUCAGCAGUCAUCUCUGAACCAUGGAAAUGCCGGAGUAAUACUGGAAUCACAGAGGAUCAGGAAGAGGCAUAUGCUUGACCAUAGACUUCGCACACGAACGGUUGAGGGCGUUUUGUCAUCAAUCAAGAGAGGUCCAAUGGACGUCGGGUGCAUGGGACACACCGCGUGCACCCACUGGUUCCCGUUGUAUUGAGUGUUUUGGGGUCGCGUAGGGCAAUCAUAGUUGUACCCUCUCUGUUUAGCUGUCUAACGGACUUACUGUCUCACUGACUGGCACUGUUGUGACCCAGCUGUUGACUGGUGAAGAGAGCCGGGCAGUGCUGUCUGACAGGGUCACCGACGUAAUGCCAAAGUGAAUGUGCUAAAUCAGUGUAGACCAAAUGAAUCAAAAGACUUCCAGUGAACCAGUUUAGUUGAAGACCAAUGGUACCUAUGCCGUCUAUCGAAUGAGCGAUAGGUGAGAUUUGACCCUGAUCGCAUGAGACCAUCUGCAAUACAUGCAUAAUAUUGACUGGUGUUUUCUAGUUAAAGCUAUAGUCCAUCAUUUGCAGCUAUCCGAAAAGUAGCUGGCGU